CUGCCCAAGCAAAAAGUUGCUCUCCAUCUUUUUUAUAAGCCCCCUUGAAAUACUGAAAAGAUGCAUAAAGGUUGCCCCUGAGCUUUCUCUUCUCCAGGCUGAACAGCCCCAGCUCUCAAUCACCACCCUCGAGUUCCUGGCCACUCCUCUGUUGAUGCAGCCCUGGAUGCAGUUAGCCUUCUGGACUGCAAGCGUGUGUUUAGAUGGCUUCUAGUCAUGAGUUAGUUCAUUUGUGGAAGAAGUAAUUAUCUCUUCCGUUACUGCAAGCUGUUCUGAUUAUUGAAGACAGUGUGUGAUUAUGAUUUUUCAGGCCUUCAGGUUUAAGUCAUUUCAGGCUUUAGUUCCAGAAUGGAGAUCAGUGAGUGGAAAUUGCAUAUCAUUUGUGAAUUGCCUGUCUGUUGCUAUACUUCACUGGUAGAAAUCUGUAUGUCCUACAGAUCCGGAGCUGUCAUGUAAGUUGGGUAUUUUGUCUAGAGAAUCUGUACAGAGCUGUGUUACUUCUUGUAUACUAGUAAUUGUCAUAAUGGACUUAAAGAAUUAGCCCCAAACAAGUGUAACUCAUCAGCUAUUGCUGCAAAAGUCAUAUGAAAGUUUGAAUAAUAUGGGGGAGAGGGAAGGUUAAGGGAAAGGAAGUGAGAAAGAUUGAUUCAUAGUUUUUUAUUAGGUUCAUCCAUUUAUUUCUGAGACAAAAUGGCUAAUGCUACAGUUUUUUGCUUCAGCAGACAUUCUUGAUUCUACUUGGUUUUAUUACAGUGUACUUGGAUGUUAGAGAAAAUCAUAUUUUUAGGAUCAGGAGGGACUCCUCAGUUGUAGUAUGGCAUGCCUGGGAGACCUUUUAUGUCCUCAGAAAUAGCAGGUAUUGGACAUUGACUUAGGAACAGAGUGAGGAUAGGUGGUAUGGGUAUCGCAUAGGCUCACUGUGGAUACUAGCCAUAAUAAUCAGUGCUGCAGUCUUCUAAAUAUAUCUGGGUUCAAGGCAUUCCUGUUCUGCAGAUCCCUACAGGCUUUGUUCUGCUUAUUCAAUGAGGCAAGGGGCUAUUCUGGUCCCGGGUUCUUAGUGCUUUUUCGGUCCCUGAAUUCUUAAUUUAGUUUGGACAAAAGAAGGUCAUCUGCCUCAAGAAUGAGCAUAGAAGAAAGGAGUUGGGUCCAAUUUACUGGUUGCAAUGGGUAUGAAAAUAGUACCAGCAACUGUGUAUGAGUUUAUGGUUAGAAGCAUCCUGAGAAUGUGUUUGCUGCACGUUAACAUGUCUCUUAGCAAAGAGUAAAAUGUUUGUAUGUUUCCCUCCUGGAGUGAGAGACUUUGGAGACAAUGUUUACAAAGGACAGCAUACAGUCAGUGCUUCCUGUUUGUGAACUAGCCUACCUCUAGGGCGGCACAGGCUUCUUUGAAAUACUAAUCUAACUGAGCUCUCAGCUGAGCAGUCUUCCUUCGUGUGACCUCAACUUGUUCAAGCUAGAGUUUUUUACCUGGUGUACCUUCUUUGAGGGACACUGCCAUUGUCAAGAGGGUUAAUUUUUUUUAUCCAGAGAGAAUCUUGUAGAGGUAGAUGGUUUGGUUGUCUUCCCUCCAUUAUUAGGAAGCAAAAUACCAGGUGUUGUUUGUGCAACUGGUUGACUCUAAUGUGCAAUUUUGUAUGAUGAGAAUCAUAAACGUUUUUCUGUUAUUGUCAUUAAUGCCUACCUUUUCAGCCUGAUGGGGUCACUGAGUCUGUUGCUUUUCGAAGGCCAGCUCUUUCUUAAAGUUAGUCUGAACUAGUCCUGUGCUGCUUAUCUCAAAGGAUGGAGACUUUAUUUUGAAAAACUGGCAAAGCUGAAUCUAACUUGAGUGGAUUAUGGGUGGUUCAACUUGACAGGUACUUUUCCACAUGAAUUGUGUUUAGUUUUAAUCAUUUUCUGGUUGUAAGAAAAUGUAAACAGCUCUUGGGAUUGAUGCUAAAAAGAAAGGAGAAAGUUGGAAGGAGCAGUAAGACUGUAUUAAUCUCUGUGAGUAGGGAUAAAACUGCAUUUUCAGAAUAUCAUGAAAUUUAGAACUUGGUUUGCCAGAUAGUUUCCAGUGGGUGGGAUGGUAGUGGACCGGAUUCAGCUGUCAUAAGAGUGGUGGAGGAUGGUGUUCCUGUGCCCAUGUCAUUUCCAGUCUCCUUUAUAGGAUGGCUGAGGACCCAGAUAGUUUUAGAGUUCAAGAUUCCUGUGUCCUGCAGGAACUGCAGAGACCUUCAGAAGGGUUUCUUGUGGUAAACAGUGCUUGGUUUAAUAGGAAAAUAACUCUCACCAGAAAGUGCCUUCGUUGUAAAGCAAGUAUUUAUGAUCUAGUGGGGACUUGAGGGUAAGGCUAGCUGCAGUGGUAACACUGAGCAUUUCCAGGAGGUGCUGUGAAAAAAAUGCUAAACUUGCACCCCUCGUUCUUAAUUCCACAGGUAGGAGUGAUGGUAAUGUUGUGACCAUCUAAGAAGACUGCACCAGGAGGCUGUAAUGUCCUUUUCUAGGCUUGGAAACAGAGAAAGGAAAGACACAGCUUGCACACUGUCUUAAAACUGUGGCUAGGAAGUUUCCUGAACUGGAGUGAGAAGAUAGUCACAGGGGGUUGUGUGUGUAUGGAGGCAGAGAAACAUUAGCAUGCAUGAGUUUUCGUAUCUGUCCAUGGAGUUAUACCAGUCUCUGCUAGGGAAGGAAGAGGCAUGUGAGCUUCGUUAAUUGAGAUCAUCUGUGGAUCUCUAGGCUAACAUCCUACAUGGGCUAGGCAUACACACCUUCUGUGGCAGACUCAGCAAAAUUUUUUUAGAAGUGCUGUGUCCCAGCACAGUCAUGUAGACCAGCUUCCUGGGCCAGGUAUCUGCCAGCUUGGUCUCUGCUGAUCCAUGGAAAGGUCUCUCCUCUGCACUCCCUUCUAUAAGUUGUUUGCCUAGCAUCAGGAAAACUCCAAAGGUGGCUGUUCUACCUUUGUCUUAGCAUCUCUUUCCCAGUUGAUUGAGUAAGUCAUGCAAAUAUGUUAAUCAUGAAGCAGUGUCCCUGCUCUGUAUCAUCUCUCCUCUGUUCUGGGAAAGGGGGAUUGGGUUGUCACAACAGCAGCUCCCAUAGGAUCUAUGGAAUUGUACUUUAGAUGCUUAUCAUCUCUGUCUGGAUAUACUGGAAAUUGAGUCUUAGGAAGAGUUCUUAAGGACAGGACUUCUGCGGCCAGUCAGUUCUCAUGUUUGGAAGCGUGAAGCUGUUGCACCUGAGAACUGUUGCCUCUUAGCUACCAGAUGAAGCACAAACCAGCGUGUCUGACAGCUGUCUGGAACCAAACCCUGAACGCAAGCUCUUAAGGCAGAUAAAGGAGUGAAAGGUGUGGAGUUGUAUGCUGUUGUAAAGGCAUCUGCAGGAGUCUGGAGCAAUGCCACCACCUUCAGACAUUGUGAAAGUAGCUGUUGAGUGGCCAGGUGCUAAUGCUCAGCUGCUGGAAAUUGAUCAGAAAAGGCCUCUUGCAUCUAUCAUCAAGGAGGUCUGUGAUGGGUGGUCACUGCCAAACCCUGAAUACUACACCUUACGAUAUGCUGAUGGUCCUCAGCUGUACAUCACAGAGCAGACUCGCUGUGACAUCAAGAAUGGAACAAUCCUACAGCUGGCAGUCUCCCCGUCUAGGGCAGCUCGCCAGCUGAUGGAGAGGAUCCAGUCACACAGCAUGGACACUCGACUGGAUGCCAUGAAAGAAUUGGCUAAACUUUCAGCAGAUGUGACCUUUGCCACAGAGUUUAUCAACAUGGAAGGGAUUACAGUGCUGACACGGCUUGUGGAGAGUGGGACCAAGCUUCUGUCCCAUUACAGUGAAAUGUUGGCUUUCACCUUGACUGCCUUCUUGGAGCUCAUGGACCAUGGUAUUGUCUCCUGGGACAUGGUUUCAAUAACCUUCAUCAAACAGAUUGCAGGGUAUGUGAGUCAGCCUAUGGUAGAUGUCUCCAUACUCCAACGAUCCCUAGCCAUUCUAGAAAGCAUGGUGUUGAACAGUCAGACUCUGUAUCAGAAGAUAGCAGAAGAGAUCACCGUGGGGCAGCUCAUUUCUCAUCUGCAAGUCUCAAACCAAGAGAUCCAGACAUAUGCCAUUGCCCUGAUUAAUGCCCUCUUUCUGAAGGCACCUGAGGACAAGAGACAGGACAAGCUGCUUAACCCUCUAGACCUGCCCAUCACUGAAAUGGCUAAUGCAUUUGCCCAGAAGCACCUGAGGUCUAUAAUCUUGAACCAUGUGAUCAGAGGAAACCGCCCAAUUAAAACAGAAAUGGCACAUCAGCUGUAUGUGCUACAGGUUCUGACUUUCAAUCUCCUGGAAGAGAGAAUGAUGACCAAGAUGGAUCCCAAUGAUCAGGCACAGAGAGACAUCAUAUUUGAGCUGAGAAGAAUUGCAUUUGAUGCAGAAUCUGACAGCAACACCAUCCCUGGCAGCGGAACAGAAAAACGCAAAGCAAUGUACACCAAGGACUACAAGAUGCUGGGAUUCACUAAUCACAUCAAUCCAGCCAUGGAUUUUACUCAGACUCCUCCAGGGAUGCUGGCAUUGGAUAACAUGCUGUACUUGGCCAAAUUUCAUCAAGACACCUAUAUCCGGAUUGUUCUGGAGAACAGCAGUCGAGAAGAUAAGCAUGAGUGUCCCUUUGGACGCAGUGCCAUUGAGCUUACCAGGAUGCUUUGUGAGAUUCUGCAAGUUGGAGAACUCCCCAAUGAAGGCCGGAAUGACUAUCACCCCAUGUUUUUCACCCAUGACCGUGCAUUUGAGGAGCUGUUUGCCAUCUGCAUCCAGCUGUUGAACAAGACCUGGAAAGAAAUGAGGGCGACAGCAGAAGAUUUUAAUAAGGUUAUGCAGGUUGUGAGGGAACAGAUCACACGGGCUCUCCCAUCCAAACCCAACUCUUUGGACCAGUUCAAGAGCAAACUGCGCAGCCUAAGCUAUUCUGAGAUUCUGCGACUACGCCAGUCUGAGAGGAUGAGCCAGGAUGACUUCCAGUCACCACCUAUUGUGGAGCUCAGAGAGAAAAUACAGCCUGAGAUCUUGGAGCUGAUAAAACAACAGCGCCUGAACAGGCUCUGUGAGGGAAGUAGUUUCCGAAAAAUUGGAAAUCGCAGAAGGCAAGAAAGAUUUUGGUAUUGUCGCCUGGCUCUGAAUCACAAGGUGUUACACUAUGGGGAUCUGGAAGAUAACGCCCAGGGGGAAGUGACCUUUGAAUCACUGCAGGAAAAAAUUCCAGUUGCAGACAUCAAAGCCAUUGUCACAGGGAAGGACUGUCCACACAUGAAGGAGAAAAGUGCAUUGAAACAGAACAAGGAAGUGUUAGAAUUGGCCUUCUCGAUAUUAUAUGAUCCUGAUGAGACCUUGAACUUCAUUGCACCCAACAAAUAUGAGUACUGUAUCUGGAUCGAUGGGCUUAACGCUCUCCUGGGGAAGGACAUGUCCAGUGAGCUAACUAAGAGUGACCUGGACACGUUGCUGAGCAUGGAAAUGAAGCUGAGGCUCCUGGACUUGGAGAACAUCCAGAUCCCCGAAGCACCGCCACCCAUCCCCAAGGAGCCGAGCAGCUACGACUUCGUGUACCACUACGGCUGACGGGGACUCCGCCCGCGGCGGGCGCCUGGCGCUGCGGCUCCCCGCGCGGCGCCUGAGCCGAGGCGCCCGCAGCCGCCUGAGGGCGCCCCGCUGCCCGCCCGGCCCGCAGCCCUUCCCUCCGCGCCAGAGCCGCCGACCCGCGGCGGGGCGGGCUGCGCGGCUGCCUCGCGCCCGCGCGCCUUUUGUACGCGUCCCAAUAAUAACCAGCAGCACGGCCCUGC
Messenger RNA from Anas platyrhynchos (mallard), 5790 nucleotides. It is a transcript of the gene ELMO2, whose product is annotated as engulfment and cell motility 2. NCBI's taxonomy places the organism in Eukaryota, Metazoa, Chordata, Aves, Anseriformes, Anatidae. Gene Ontology annotation, biological process: actin filament organization; cell motility. The record is from RefSeq and is a predicted model, not a curated record.